AUGGCGAGCUUUACUGCUUUGAGAACAGGCAAGCUUAAGCUUUCCUCAAACGAUAAAACAAAAGAUGUGGAUGCGAUGGAUUUCAAAACUUCAGCAGGCGAUCACCAGAUACAACCGGAGAGUCCGCACGCCUUAGUCUUACCAAAACAUCCUCGGGAUCGCAUGGAAAUUAUGCACGAAACUCCCAGCUCCGAAAAAUCUGCUGCUCCUCAUCCUAGGUCUACCGUCGAAGCAACUGAAAUGGCCGUAGAAAAAGCGAUGAGCGAUGCGCUGAUCUGAAAACGCGUAUCCCGGUUG
Molecule: messenger RNA, 297 nt
Organism: Puccinia graminis f. sp. tritici CRL 75-36-700-3
Lineage: Eukaryota; Fungi; Basidiomycota; Pucciniomycetes; Pucciniales; Pucciniaceae
Exons: 2
Coding region: 1-279 (92 amino acids)
Source: RefSeq, a predicted model, not a curated record